AUCAUGAUUAUUAUGCCAUAUUAUAAAUCAGGUGAUUUAAUAAACUACUUAACUAAUGAUUUCUAUAGUAUUGAAUGGCAUAGUAAGUUAAAGAGGUUAAAAGAAAUAAUAAAUGGACUUGUUAAUAUACAUAGUGUAAAUAUUUUACAUAGAGACUUUCAUAGUGGAAAUAUCUUUUUUAACGAAAAAAAAUACGCAUACUUAGGUGAUUUGGGCUUAAGUAAAUCUGCAACUGAAUUUACAGAUGAUGAUAAUAACAAUGAGAAUUAUGGUAUAAUUCCUUAUAUGGCACCAGAGAUUUUUAAAGGACAAAAAUAUACCAAAGAAUCAGACAUAUAUAGUUUUGGAAUGAUUAUGUGGGAAUUUAUGACAGGUAGAAGACCUUUUUGGAAUAGAAGUCAUGAUGCAGAACUUAUAAUAGAAAUAUGUUGUGGUUUAAGACCACCAAUUGUUACAAAUGCGCCCGAAGGAUAUAUUGAAUUAAUGAAAGAAUGCUGGAAUUCAGGUCCUAAUAAAAGACCAGAAGCUACUGAUAUAUAUAAUAGAAUUUCUAGAAUGGGCAGUAAAUGUGAAAUUAAGAAAUCAUCAGAAAUUGGACCAGUAACAACAAAUAAUCCAGGUGCUAUUUAUAGGAGUAGACCUUUGAGUGGUAUAAUUCAAUCUGCAAUGUUUACAAUGUCUACAAGAAGUUUAAGAAGCGAGUCUAUAACUGCAGAAGUUGAUUUAUUUCAUUGUCAUCAAAAAAACGAUAUAACUUUUAAUGAUAAAAGAAAGUUUGACGACAAUCAAAUUGAAAACAGUUUUAAUGGAGACAAAAUUAUUAAAAAGAUUAAAUUAAUCGAAAAUGAAAAUAAUGAUUAUAUUACGCAAGAAUUUGAAUUGGAUAUAGAUAUAAAUUCUGAACAAUGUAUCAUUGACAAAAGUUAUAUUACACAAGAAAUUGAUUUUGAUAUUUGAAUCUCGGUAUUUUCCAAAACUUAUUAGAGUCCAAUAUUUACACUUUUCUUUUUAAUAAUAUUAGAUAUAUAUAUUAAUUUUAGUUGAACAUUAUAUAAAUUAUAUAUAGAAAAUAAAUUUAUUGAUAUUUAAAUAAAGUAAGCUUAAAAAAUUUAAU
Rhizophagus irregularis DAOM 181602=DAOM 197198 is the source of this 1114-nucleotide messenger RNA. Lineage: Eukaryota; Fungi; Glomeromycota; Glomeromycetes; Glomerales; Glomeraceae. The record is from RefSeq and is a predicted model, not a curated record.